This is a messenger RNA of Linum trigynum, 2915 nucleotides long. Lineage: Eukaryota; Viridiplantae; Streptophyta; Magnoliopsida; Malpighiales; Linaceae. The record is from the annotation of a GenBank genome assembly.
CAUCGUCCAUGAUAAUAUAUGAGUUGGAGUUUAUCCAAAGUACUCUACAACGUUCAUAUCUAAAUUAUUUAGAUGUCUUAUCCUGCCUUUAAAACAAAUAGCUAAAUGAAUUAAACAAUAAAAAGAUGUGAUUUCAGAUCUGGCUUGUCUUCUCCUCUCCUUUCCAAAAUCUACCUCCUUGCUCUCACCUUGCAGAUCUUAGUGGUUCGGAGAUGCAGUCCUUGGCGACGGAUGCGGUCUGGAGAGCUUGAAGACAGAAGAUCGUCUCCCCUCUACUUCCUCCGUUGUCCAACCGUUCGAGUUUGUUUGUCUUCCCCUGGGAUUCGUGCAGCGGGAGGCGGAUGUUUCGAGCGGCUUGGGGUGGGUUUCGUUGAAGAUCGUUUCUUCACCAGCCUGCCAUCCGGGUGGUGGAUCUUUUUCCGCUGCUUUCUCUACCUUUGAUGUGGAGGCGUUGUUUAGUUCUAGUCAAUCGGCGACAGUGGCGGCGGUUCCAUCCUUGGCGGCAGAGUUUCUAGAGGGGAGCAGUGGUUGCUAGGGUUAGGGUUAGAAAAUGUUGUUUUGGUCCUGGACUUUGGGCCCUUUUGGGUUCCAGGUUUGCUGGGCCUUGUUUUUUCUGACUUUUAGCCCAUGUAUUAUACUGCUUGUAUCUUUUCCCUUGGGCUUGCCCUUUACAUUCUUAAUGAACCACACUUUAAAAAAAACAUCUAUUUUUUUUAGUAGCAUUGUCAUUGAGCCUGCAUGCCGGUAAAGCUGAUAUUACUGAACGACUAGAUGACGGCAAAAUGGUGAAAAGGAUCUUCUUUCUUCUUUCCAACUCAAAACACCAUUACAUUCUUGAGUCUUUGAUGACUGAGUAGAUUUGGAUUCAAAUUAGAAUGACACCCACUUGUUAAGCAUAUAGUAUGCAGACAUGUGCAAACGUCAAGUCAAGUAAUUUAAUAAGCUAAUCAAAAUAAUUAUAGAAUAAAUUGAGUGAAUUUGCAGCUCAAACCCAAUAUUAAAAGAAAUAUAUUGACGGGUCAUAAUUUAGUCAUUUUACUAUACUUUGAAAUUCAAUUUGUAUCAUAAAUUAAUUUGCACUAUACUACAAAUUAAGUUUGUAUCGUAGAGAAAUUUACACGUAUAUAUAGAUGUAAACUGAAUUCGUAUGAUAUAUAUCCAUUAUAGUAUACGAGUUUGGGUUUAUCCUCUACAACAUCUAAAUCUAAAUGAUUUACAUGUUAUUGUCAUUCUCACCUUCAAAACAAAUAGUCAAAUGAAUUAAACGAUAAAAGAUUAAAAGAUGACAAGUUCACCGGUAAAACACAAAGAAACUAAAAGCUGAAAUUCAAUUGGAUUACUAUGAACUUCCAUCUUGUCAGGCCUUUAACCAACUUUUUUUUUUUUUAACAAAGAGAUCUUCAACCACCUUCAUUCCAUAAGAACAACUAGAAACAAAUCGUUUAUCAGUUCUGACCUCAUCUUAAUGUCUCUUAUCGGUCGAUCGUUCCCAUUACGCAAACCUAGCUAAUUCACCCAUUAGGGCAGAGUAGUUAACAAUCCCUUGUUUGUUUCCCUUUGGUUGCUCUCUUUACAGUGGAGCAGUUGGAGGAAGAGCUCUUGGUUACGUACACAGUUAUCCGAAAUUCCACAGCAGCAGCUAAUGAAGACCAUUCAUAUAUGAACAGCAGGAAUUUUCCGCCAUUGCAUCAUCAUUCAUUGAUUCACUCGUCGUCUUCCUACAAGAACGCCAUCAUUGUAAUCCAUCUCAAGCAAUAGGCAGAGCAGCAUAACAGCAAUCAACAAUGGGAAGCCCAUUUCUUGUGGAGUUCAAGAGACAAGCCUCCUUCUACCUCAAGGAGAAGAUCAAAACUGCUCGCCUGGCGCUUACCGAUGUCACCACCGCACAAAUAUUGACAGAAGAAGCUACAAGUGAAAACGUAUGGCCGCCGGACACACGCAGCAUGGGAGUGAUUUCGAGAGCUGCUUUCGAGGUCGACGAUUACUGGAGAAUCGUGGAGAUCGUACACAAUAGGUUGAUCAACUUCGAAGAGGAAAGUUGGCGAGUUUCUUACAAGACCUUGCUUCUGUUAGAACACCUUCUCACACAUGGACCCUUGAGAGUUGCUGAAGAGUUUGAAAGGCAGAGGCCUGUUAUCAGGAGGAUUGGGUCUUCUUUCUCGUUCGUUGAAGAAAAAGGUUUCAACAGGGGUUUGAGUGUGGCGAACCUGUCCUUGAAGGUGAUAAAGCUAAUCGAAGACUGCGAGUUUCUCAUGGGAGAAAGGACACGACAGCGAAAAUUAACGCGAGGGAUUCAAGGAUUCGGAAGAAGCUUCAACGAUGAACAACAACAGUCUACAUCAUCGACAUCAGAUGCAGAGGAUGACAGUCCGAGGAGGAUGACCCGGCUGAAUUCCAGCUAUGAUCUAUCUCAAGAAAGAGCUCAUUCUCCUGCACAACAUUCUACGGGCGAUAUAGAUUCAGACGACUGCAGCCAGAGCCAGAGUUCUGAUUCCACUGGCGGCGGGAUAGUACUAAAGGCAAUAACCAGCUGGAAUUCAAGCUGCGAUCUUCUCAAACUAAGGGUCAAUUCCUAUACCGAACUUCCAAACGAUGAGCCAGAGACGGAAGAUGAAGAACACGAGGGUUCUUCCACUAUUGAAGCCGAUCACCUAUUACUAAAAUGUGAUCAUCCAGCCAUAGUUUCUGUUCCUUCUCUAUAAGUAGUGAAUGUUUUUCUUCAAACACACAAAUUCGUUUUGUGUGGUAUGUAAAGGCCUAUGCAUUAAUUCAUUUUGAUGCUUAUAUGUUGAGAACAUGUAAAUGCAAACGAAGAGAAUAAACAGAGCAAAGGGUUUUACAAGCGCAAAAUGGGAGAAAAUUGCAUUCUAAUAUUCAGAAGAAACUUCUCAACAUAGUAAAAUAAAGCAAUUUGC